AUGUCCAUCUCAUUCACGACGGAAUCGAACGAAGUGGCAACGCCCAUUGAGGCUGAUUCCGGACCCAACGCAAUGGACUCAACUGAACAAGAAUGGGAACUUAUUCAACAAAAGGUUGAAGACGGCCAAGCCAUCACCUUCUCCGAACUUGUCGCCCUCAGCAAUAUUCCCCCCUUUGACAUGAGGACCAUGUUAGCACCCAAGGCGCGGAUUCUCUUUGUGCAAACCUUGAUGCGAAAUCUCGAAGAUUUAGAAGCGAGGAACUACAUCACGAUCAACACUCCCUUGAAGAUUGGUGAAGACGGCAUGUGGGACGCAGAAAGCCCUCCAUCCCCGCCGGAGGAAUACCAAGCAAUGAUGAUGUACGUGCGCAUGGAUAGAGUCCCAACUCCGCAAUGGGCUAUGGAAUAUGAAGUCAGAGAACUGAAAGCAGAGCUUUCCAAUAUCCUCAAGUCCCGAGGCCCCGUGAGUCACUCAGCAUGGGCCGCUUUGGAGAGGAAGCUGGCUUCACCGGAUACAGGGACCUGCUUUGACGUCGAUUCAGUGGUGGAAAGUGCCAUGGACAGAGAAAAUGACGAUUGGAACUUGAUCCUCAGAACAAAGCCAUAUACCAUUCUGCCCCCCUCGGCGCUUGCCCUUGACGACCGGUACUUGAGAGGUGUGGUCGCCGCCAUGUUGCGUCUGUGCGGCGUUCCAGACGAGCUCGCUACACGAUAUGCGUCUCCGGAGCAGGUUGAUGCUACCAUUCGUCGAUACUUGGAGCCUCACGUGCAGAAUAGCAACUAUACCAUCAACAUCCGCCUCUUUUCAUGCUACUUGCAUCAGAGGAUGGACGCUGAGUUCAAACAGCACCGGGACUUCCAGCGAUGCCAUAUGCGAGCUAUUCGCGCUCUUGAGACGUUCCAGGCAAGGAAGUUGUUCAAUCGUCUAUAUAGAGUUGAUUAUCCGUGUUCAGAUUGGAGCGAUGAAUGA
This is a messenger RNA of Trichoderma reesei QM6a, 972 nucleotides long. RefSeq lists its product as uncharacterized. Lineage: Eukaryota; Fungi; Ascomycota; Sordariomycetes; Hypocreales; Hypocreaceae. The record is from RefSeq and is a predicted model, not a curated record. The transcript has a single exon. The coding region runs from base 1 to 972 and encodes 323 amino acids.